Molecule: messenger RNA, 1198 nt
Organism: Myxocyprinus asiaticus (Chinese sucker)
Lineage: Eukaryota; Metazoa; Chordata; Actinopteri; Cypriniformes; Catostomidae
Gene: mettl1
Product: methyltransferase 1, tRNA methylguanosine
Exons: 6
Coding region: 217-954 (245 amino acids)
Biological process (GO): RNA (guanine-N7)-methylation; tRNA methylation
Cellular component (GO): tRNA methyltransferase complex
Molecular function (GO): tRNA (guanine(46)-N7)-methyltransferase activity
Source: RefSeq, a predicted model, not a curated record
GGUCUGGCUACGCGAGACUACGUGUUCAGUACCGCUGUUCUUCUCUGAUAAACUCAUCACAUUCUUCACCAGCAGAGGGCAGUCAUGCUACAGCUUCUCCACUGCAUUUCCAACAAAGAAGAAAUACCGCAUGUGGAGUUAAAAAUUGAAGUCAACACGAGUUGUUUUCUUUGAAUUUCUACAAACGGACAAGGCGAGGGGUUUACACUGAGCACAAUGAGCGUGCCUAUGCCGCAAAAGCGCUAUUAUCGACAGAGAGCUCAUUCUAACCCGAUGUCUGACCACACAUUUGAGUAUCCAGUUGGUCCGGAAGAGAUGGAUUGGUCACAUCUUUACCCAGAAUAUUUCAACCCAAAUGGAAACGAGAGUUCCGAUAAAAUGAAAGCGCAGGUGGAGCUUGCUGACAUCGGUUGUGGCUAUGGCGGACUUCUUGUUGAGUUAUCAAAACUCUUCCCAAACCAGCUUAUUUUGGGCUUGGAGAUUCGGGUAAAAGUGUCCGACUUUGUACAGGACCGCAUUCGCUCUCUUCGAGCUGCUGAGCCUGGAAGUUACCAGAACAUUGCCUGUCUCCGUAGCAAUGCUAUGAAGUACCUGCCCAAUUUCUUUACCAAAGGACAGCUUAGCAAGAUGUUCUUUCUCUUUCCGGAUCCACACUUCAAGAAAACAAAACACAAAUGGCGGAUCAUUAGCCCUACAUUACUGGCAGAGUAUGCAUACACACUCAGAGUAGGGGGUUUAGUGUACACAAACACUGAUGUUGAGGAAGUUCAUGAGUGGAUUGUGAAGCACUUCAGGGAUCAUCGUCUCUUCACCAGAGUGUCUGAAGAAGAGCUGGCUGAAGACAUCAUAAUUAGUCGUCUGGGAACCUGCACAGAAGAAGGAAAGAAGGUUCAGAGAAAUGGAGGCAAGAAUUUUCUAGCAGUUUUCCGCAGAGUAGAAGAUCCACAACAAUAGUGUAUGAGAACAAUCUUUAUGCUGGAAGGAUGUGAAAAUUUCUGAAUCACACUUUGAUUGCAUUGAAAGUGCACAGAACUGCCAUAAUGUUUGUCUUCCUUGUAUUUCAACCUAUUAAUUUUCACUGUGUAUCUUUGUGAAUAUGAGUAAAUAUAUUAUGUUCUCUACAUUUUUGACCAGCUCAAACAUAACUAAAUAUAAAUAAAAUGUGACUUUUAAAAUUACAAAUCUUCUCUCUGUUCCU